This is a messenger RNA of Cryphonectria parasitica EP155, 1206 nucleotides long. RefSeq lists its product as uncharacterized. Lineage: Eukaryota; Fungi; Ascomycota; Sordariomycetes; Diaporthales; Cryphonectriaceae. The transcript has 2 exons. The record is from RefSeq and is a predicted model, not a curated record. The annotation marks the transcript as partial.
UUGGUGCUGGUUCUGGCUCCGCCUUCCAUGGUGAGGCUGCUCCGGUCAGAGCGAUGGACCGUCAAGUCAGAGGCCGUCAUCAUCAAAUGGAUCAGAAGUGUGCUUCUCUCUGGCGGCUCGGCGCAGAUGAGGAAAGAACACUUGGAGCAAAGUCAAAAUACCAACAGCGAAUUCUUGCAGGAUGUCGACUUGUUGAAUUUCCUUCCUACUGAUAUCGACCAUACGCAAUCACUAAAAGAUUUGGGGUCGGCUAUAUUCGCGCGUCUUCAGGGCCUGUCACUCUCAACCUUACCCGAACGUUUGACCAUCCCAGAACGAAGACACAUUGACUUCCAGACCGGGAGACUAUUGCGUCGGAUCUCACUCCUGCAAGCACCUUCAGGGAGGUUCGGUCCGGCGGUUCCAGUACUCGGUUCGACACCUGGGACUCCAGGUCGAGCAAAGAUGGGCGCAGAAGCCUCCAGAGGGGUGGGCAACUGGGCCCCGGCGUUCCACGUCAUGCUUGAGGGGGUACUGCGAGAUGCUGAAGAUAUGGCCGUGACGGUCCCUUAUUACGCAAUACGACGGCAUUUCCAACGACUCGGCCAUUGCUUAGACGCAGUCAAAACACCAAGACUGGUCGUUCUCGACGCUGCUCACGACUGGAACAUCGAGGCCGAGAGGGUCACCAUCUCUGGGAACGUCACGAGAACAAAGCAGGAACUACUAGCAUUGCAACGCCCGCUUGAGAGCUGGGAUGACCCGGAUCACGGCAGCAAAGAUAGAGGGCCCCCGGAUCGAGAUCAUGCUGCAGGCAUACGAGUGACGGGGCUGCGCGACUGGAGCAACUGCAUCUUUGGCGACCCGCUGAUGGCCAUGGUCUUCACCGAGAGGCCCUCCAAGGACUUUCUACGCGGCUUCAGCGGCCGGCCAAGAAGGCAGUCAGAAUACGAGUCCGAUUGCGACGAGGACUUUGCCGUUCGCCUCCUGUAUGGGAACCUAGUUGAAUGUCAAGAGGAGGCUCAUGUUCGUCUGCUGUUGUACCAGUGCUUUCAUGCUACGGUAGCUGUGGUGAGAGAAUUCUACCGGCCACGAAGUGAUAGCACGAGCAGGGAAUUUGCGGCGAGGAAGAAAUUGAACACGGUGCUGGCUCGGCUAGAGAGCAUAAAGGAAUAUUCCAAGAGAAGCCAUGGGAGACCGACUAGUGAGAUGUCGCCAGCAAAGAGG